Messenger RNA from Penicillium paradoxum, 1944 nucleotides. RefSeq names its product glutamine--tRNA ligase. Lineage: Eukaryota; Fungi; Ascomycota; Eurotiomycetes; Eurotiales; Aspergillaceae. Gene Ontology annotation, biological process: translation; glutaminyl-tRNA aminoacylation. Gene Ontology annotation, molecular function: ATP binding; glutamine-tRNA ligase activity. The coding region runs from base 1 to 1944 and encodes 647 amino acids. Gene Ontology annotation, cellular component: cytoplasm; cytosol. The transcript has a single exon. The record is from RefSeq and is a predicted model, not a curated record.
AUGGACCCCGCAAAGCCCGUUGACCUGCCCGAGAGGCCUAAGGAGGCCGUCGAUCCCACGGCUCCGCCCAAGAAGUCCAAGAGCCAGGAAAAGAAAGAGGCCGCAGCCGCUAAGAAAGCCGCGGCCAAGCUAGCAAACAAGGAUAAGCCCAAAGCAGCUGGAACGCCCAAGGCACCCAAGGCCAAGGAAGCUCCUGCGCCCCGGGAUCCCAAUGCUAUGUUUAAGGUCGGCUUCCUGCACGACGUGUACCAGGAAAAGCCUCUCUCCGAGACCGUCCCCAAGAUCCGCACGCGAUUCCCGCCCGAGCCCAACGGAUUCCUCCACAUUGGUCACAGCAAGGCUAUCGCAAUCAACUUUGGAUUUGCGAAGCACCACGGUGGUGAGUGCAUCCUGCGCUUCGACGACACCAAUCCCGAAGGUGAGGAGGAACGAUACUACAACGCCAUCCGCGAGAUCGUGACAUGGCUCGGCUUCACACCUGUGCGUGAGACCAACGCCAGUGACAACUUCGACCGCCUCUACGAGCUUGCAGAGGAUCUUAUCCAGCGCGAUGGUGCUUACGUUUGCCAUUGUAAUAAGUCCGAGAUCAAGGCCCAGCGUGGUGAGGUCGAGGGUGGCCAGCGUGGUGGAGAACGCUUCUCCUGCAGCCACCGCACACGGCCCAUUGAGGAAUCUUUGGCUGAGUUCCGCGCCAUGCGUGACGGUAAAUACAAGGCCGGUGAGGCAGCACUCCGCAUGAAGCAGGAUAUCACAGACCCGAACCCUCAGAUGUGGGAUCUGUUCGCCUGGCGCAUCAUGACCACCGAGGACAAGCAGCACCACCUCACGGGAGGCAAGUGGAAGAUCUUCCCCACUUAUGACUUCGCCCACUGUUUGUGUGAUUCCAUUGAGGAGAUCUCACACUCUUUGUGCACCACCGAGUUCGAGCUUUCUCGCGUGUCGUACGAGUGGCUCUGCGACAAGCUGGAGGUCUACCGCCCUAACCAGCGCGAGUACGGCCGUCUCAACAUCACCGGCACAGUCCUUUCCAAGCGCAAGAUCAUCCAGCUUGUCAAGGAAGGUCACGUCCGCGACUGGGAUGACCCACGUCUGUACACUCUCAUCGCACUGCGCCGCCGCGGUGUCCCCCCCGGGGCGAUUCUCGCCUUCGUCAACGACCUUGGCGUAACAAAGAACACCACCAACGUCCAGGUCGCCAAGUUCGAGCAGAUCGUCCGCCAGUACUUGGAAACCACCGUCCCCCGUCUGAUGGUCGUCCUCGAACCUCUGAAGGUCAUCAUCGACGAUCUUCCCGAUGGCUACGUCGAGCUGCUCGACUCCCCCUUCUCCCCCAAGGACCCAGCCUUCGGCACCCACAACAUCCCCUUCACGAAGACCGUCUACAUCGAGCGCUCUGAUUUCCGCGCCGUCGACUCCCCAGACUACUUCCGUCUCGCCCCCGGCAAAACCGUCGGCCUCCUCAAAGUCCCCUACCCGAUCACGGCGACCUCCUUCGAGACCGACCCCGCAACCGGCGAAGUCAUCUGCGUGCACGCCAAAUACGAGAAACCCGCCGAAGGCGAAGCCAUCAAGAAACCCAAGUCCUUCAUCCACUGGAUCGGCGAGUCCGCCGCACACAACAGCCCCAUCCGCGCUGAGGUCCGCUCCUUCAACCAGCUCUUCAAGUCCGAGGACCCCUCCGCCCACCCGGCCGGUUUCCUGGCUGAUAUCAACCCGGAUUCCGAGGAGAUCUUCAAAGAUGCGAUGGUUGAGACCGGAUUCCAGGAUAUCUCCCGCUCAGCUCCCUGGCCCAAGGAGGAAGGCGCGACCGAGCCUGGUGAGAACAAGCACUCCAUUCGCUUCCAGGGUAUGCGCGUUGCGUACUUUGCUGUUGACCGUGAGUCCACUGAUGAGAAGCUGGUGCUUAAUCGCAUUGUUACUCUUAAGGAUGCUGGCAAGAACUAG